Molecule: messenger RNA, 510 nt
Organism: Drosophila innubila
Lineage: Eukaryota; Metazoa; Arthropoda; Insecta; Diptera; Drosophilidae
Exons: 2
Coding region: 1-510 (169 amino acids)
Source: RefSeq, a predicted model, not a curated record
AUGGAAUUUUCGCAGCCAAUUCAAAGACUCAUUGUGCAGUGGGAUACUUUUGAUUGUGUUGUCAAUCCAACAAUAGUUGAGUUUCACAGAUGCAUUAUUGUAAAUCCGGAGAAAUCCCUUAUAACCACCGAAGUCAAAUACAAUCGUGCCUUUGAACAGCUGAAUGCGAGUUUUGUACUGAAACUGCCACGUCCUUCAUCCAAAGAGUAUCAUAAGAUCAUAGAUUUAAAUGUGAAUUUCUGUGAGUUCUACAGACACUCAAAGCAUAACAAGUUUUUAAAUAUCGCCUAUAGAAGCAUGAUAAUGGAAAGCAAUUUACCCAAAAAGUGUCCUCAACCCAAGGGAUUCUACUACUUUCGUAAUAUGAACAUUGGAGCUAAUUUACCGCCGUUUCUGCCAAAAACGGAUUUUAAAGUACAGUUUAAUUUCUUCCUACCUAAUUUUUCUAUAUUCAAUGCUUCAUUAAGUGGACGCUUACUAGAAUCAGCGAGGCAUUCGAAAAGUAAAUAA